AGGUUAGCGUGCCGCCGAAGCUGGACCCUUUCUUCGUUAUUCUGGUAUUGACCGGGUGGGCGCUCGUGACGCGCUACAGCAUCGCCAUCUUUCGGCGAAUUGGUUCACCCGUCAGAAAAAUGAGUUUAGGCGGGAGGGAGGUGCAUAUGAUUGACACGAGAGAGUGCGAGCCACGAUCGAGACGUGCGUUUCCUUCGCGACGAAACUCGGCUUCUCUAGGCUUUCGCGUCAACUUGAAAAAAAGGAAAAAAAAAUAAAAAUAAAAAGGAGAAAUAAAGUGGAGAAACGAUCGAGUGCAACGAAAUUUCGCGACGCGAUAUAGAAUAUUCUCGUGAUGUCGAGACAAGAACGCGAUAUUUUGUGUAUUUGAAUGGAAAGGAAUAAUCGAGUCGAAAUAACGAUAGACUGACAUGAUAUUAAUUCGUCCAGAGAGGGUAAACGAUCUUCAUGAAAGCAAUGUUCGAGGUAGUUGUACACGCGAAGGGUAACGUUUGUAAUGGUCAGUGAAUUAAUACGAACAAUGCUGGACGGUGGCCACCAAUUCGAUCAACACGGACAACUGAAGGCGAUUCGAUCUGGAGCUCAUCGUUGGAAGAAGGGGAUCAUAUUUCAAAACAUUUCACCGAGGAGAACGAGAAACGGACCAAAGAGGGGAGAAUUAUUCGAGUGUCGAUUGCCGAGCGCGUUGUAACGUUUCGAGGCGGGGCGAGAAGAAGAGGGAAAAAGAGAUCAAAUUACAAAACAUUCGACCGAGGAGACCGAGAGACGGACCAAGGACGAAACAAUCGUCGAGGUGUCGGUUACGAGUCGUAAUUUCGAAAGGAGGAAGCGAGAAGAGCGGAAAAGGGAAGAGAGAGACGAGGCAAAGCGUGGCCAUAAGCGCGAGAAGAGCUCGCGAGAGGAGCAGCCACGGAGGCAGAGCGAGAGAGGUGGAGUGAACGGGCGAUAAUCGAGGAUUUGAAUGGGUGGGCCGGGAGCCGGUAGGGUUAACAGGCACGAGCUGAACGCGGUGCCAAAGAGCGACGUCGGUCACGGGGAUAGGACCCUCGUAAUCGACGAGCCAACAGCACCAGCACCGGCCUGUCGGUGUCACCCGGCUUCGGACGCUGUGAUCUCAGCAUCUGGCCACCUGGUCCCCGCCCAACUGCCGCCUUCGCCGCCCCCACUCGCCUCGUUGCACAUCGACAACGCGAACAAUUGCAGCUCGAUCGGCAACAACAACAACACUACUGCCAAACCGGACGCGAUCUCGAACGGUACCAAAGCUGCUGCUACUAUGUCCUCGCCGCCCAAGCAUCGAAGGGGCUUCGACCCCAACGACGUAAACGCCACCGAUUAUCGCCGUUAUCGUCGAGUUAAGACGAGACGAGGCUUUGUAUGUUCCACACCGUGACCUUGGGCGCCGGACACAGACCUCCCCGACAUCUCCCGACAUAUAUCUGUCAGCACGAGGCAUUAAAACACACACAAGCUUGCGAUGUUCGAUGUUGGACCGCUUACUGGUUGUAUACCCCUGAAUAAUAAAAAUUACGAAUGAAAUGCGAUGAAAAAAAAAUGAGCGAACAAAAAAAAAGUAACAGUAUAUAAGACGAAAGCCUGCCGUGGCUAAGCUGCAUGUGUCGUCCUAAGUCGGCGUUUCCUGGUUGCUCGGACCAACGAGUGGCGUCCUCGACGAGAGUUGCCACGAUAGAUCGCAUAGAUACGAAAAAGAAAAGUAAACAAGCAAAAAAUAUAUAAAAAUAUGUGAAUUAAUAAUAAAAAUGUAGGCAGCAUAUUGGCUCCCAUCGUUUUCCCGACGCUUUCGAUCGAAGCUUGGAAUGCGAUGCAAUGAAAUGGAAUGAAAUGGUAUGAAGAGUCUUGCACCUUGGACAAUAAAGCUUUCACGCACUACUCAAUUAUCUGUGUGGACCGGAGAAGAGACGACCCGGCUUACGUCCUCUUCUCCCUUCUCGCGGCGAAUAUCUGGAAUGCUUUGUUCGAUGUGUCGACCCGAAAGAAAUUGACUUCCGCUCGAGAAAUGUGCGAGGAAAUGCAGGAAAUCGAAAUCGAAACGGCCCCGGAACCUGCCUCCCUUUCCCAUCGUCCCUCUUCUUUUUUACCGAUGAAGGAACAUUGACGACUGAUACAAACUAAUUUUAAUGAAACUUUUCAUAAUUUUGUUUCUUGAGUCGAUUUAAAUAUCUUGUUGAGUUUCUGAUAUUUUUUUGAAGAAAAAAAAUUGCUUUUUCAACCAAGAUGCAUUUUUCAUGUUUAAAUAUUUUUAAAUCGUAAAUGAUGAUAUAUAUAUAUAUAUAAAAGAUGUAUAAAAAAAAAUAUAUCCAAUAAAUAAAAGUUUUACUAUUUUCAAGGAUCUAUAAAUCUGUAUAAAAUAUUUUUGAAAAUAAAUUUAUUCCGUGAAAAUAUUUUUUAAAAAUAUUUUUUAUGUAAAUUUAUAGGCGUGUAAAACUUUUAUUCGAAUUAUUUUUUAUAUUAUAUUUUUUGUUACUUUCACAAUUUAUAAGCCCUUAAAUGGAAAGCGCAUCUCGAAUAAAAAGUCGAUUCCUCUUGUCGAUUAAUCUUGGAACUACAUUAAACUAUUGCUCAAAAAAAUUAUUAUUGUUUCUUAUAAUUUAAAAAUUGCCAUUAAAAAAUUAAUUUAUUAGUUCGAUAUGUAUACAUAUCACGUGCAACUAAAUUGUGAUACAUAAAAUAUUAUUAUAUACGAAUAAUUAAUUAAUAAUAUAAUUACUAUAAACUAUAAAAAUAUUAGGUAAAAUAAAUAUAUCAAUAAUAUCAUUUCAUCAAUAUUUAAAUGUCUUAUAUUAUUUUAUUAUAUGAAUAAACAUGCUUCGAAUAAAAAAAAA
Molecule: messenger RNA, 2843 nt
Organism: Apis cerana (Asiatic honeybee)
Lineage: Eukaryota; Metazoa; Arthropoda; Insecta; Hymenoptera; Apidae
Source: RefSeq, a predicted model, not a curated record